ACCUUUCAAACGGACUCCAUCUUCGUUUUUGGAUUGUAACUCAAAUGGUUUCAGUGUGUCCUAUGCCCGUUAAGUCAACCUCAGCAAGACCAGAAACGUUUGCCUCAAUUUUUAUCGAAUCGUAUCCCGGGAGACGUUGUGCCUAUUAUUCGUAAUCUCGUCAACAUUAAGCCUGGAAAAAUUUCUUGCUUUCUGGGUUCCUGUGUAUUGAUGCUAAUAUGGCCGCCCAAAGUCUGGAGCAGGAUACAGUUGGCUCCGUGGCCCGGACGUCCUACCUUCUCUUUGGAAGUAUCCUAGAGGGCGUGCGUUUCGUGGAUCCCAUGGUCACUGUCGUCACUUAUGGCAUCGCAGCAAUGAAGCUACUUUAUCAGGUCCUCGUCUACAUGAAAGUGCUCACACCGUACCCUGGCCUAGAGGACCUUAUAGAAUCGACGAGUGCACUUGCGCCUGCUGCGGAACAGAACGACACUUCUAUCCUGGAAAGCCAUCUUAAGCAGGCGAUACGCGUCCUGAGCGUGAUGGAACAGGGGAUUGAUUUUUUCCAGUGAGAUGAGCGAAAACUUUUAGAGGCACUAAUUGUAUGUGUGUAUAUAUAUAUAUAUAUAUAUAUAUAUAUAUAUAUAU
Molecule: messenger RNA, 624 nt
Organism: Macrobrachium nipponense
Lineage: Eukaryota; Metazoa; Arthropoda; Malacostraca; Decapoda; Palaemonidae
Exons: 2
Coding region: 219-548 (109 amino acids)
Source: RefSeq, a predicted model, not a curated record